Xyrauchen texanus (razorback sucker) is the source of this 1443-nucleotide messenger RNA. Its product is annotated as ermin-like. Gene Ontology annotation, cellular component: cell cortex; extracellular exosome; myelin sheath. Gene Ontology annotation, biological process: morphogenesis of a branching structure; actin filament organization; regulation of cell projection organization. The coding region runs from base 175 to 567 and encodes 130 amino acids. The record is from RefSeq and is a predicted model, not a curated record. Gene Ontology annotation, molecular function: actin filament binding. NCBI's taxonomy places the organism in Eukaryota, Metazoa, Chordata, Actinopteri, Cypriniformes, Catostomidae. The transcript has 2 exons.
ACAGACACAGCCAUGCACAGAUUGCUUGCCACAGGAGACUACUUCUGAGCAUCUAUCUCCUUCAGGGUCCAUUCUAGUUCACCAAUCGCAGGAACCGGAGUCAGACCCCACAAUCAAACCUCAUACAGCCCUACAGAGCCAAAUUGAACAAGCCACUGCAAUCACAGUAUACACAUGGAGCUGAACAGCAAGGACACGGUAAAAGCUGAGGAACAGCAAACAGCUGGAAAAACAGAAGCACCCCAAGAGAGUAAAAUAUCUGCAGAGGCAACAAAUAUAAGUCAGAAUGAUUCAGAAAAGAAUGGAGUGGAAAAUAAGAAGGAAGAGGAGGAAGUCAUGGAGGAAGAUGAGGAAAUGAUAGAGGAAGAGGAGGAUGGAUUGGAUGAAUUAGAUAUGGAGAGUUUCCCGUCUGUUCAGAUGACAAUCCAGGAAUACGAGAAGGAAGAAAACAACCAACAACGGCAACUGCCUGCUAUGUGCAGGUACAACACUGUAAGCUACAGGAAGAUUAAGAGAGGAAACACAAAGCAGAGAAUAGAUGAGUUUGAAUGCAUUCUGGAUGUAUAACUAAUGUAUGCUGUCUGAGACAUAUGAAAGAAAUGGGGUGUCAUUAUGUAUGUUUUCAUAUGGUUUGUUCGGAAGUUUCUGGUCGUUAAGCUUCUUUAUAGUUAAAAGACAUAACAUAUGCUUACAUACACACACAAACACAUGAACAGUAUUUUGUGGCAUAGCUUUAUUUCAAUCUCUAACCUGCAAGCACAUUAACUGUUAGAAACCAGUACAGUUUUUUUUCAUUAAGAUUUCAAACAAACAAGACAAUAUAAUUAAACAGACUCAUGGCAUUCAUUUGUCUGAAAAGAGUGCUUAAUUUGAUUUUUCAAUCAUGAGUGCACUUCUUAAAAACAUGAGGUCUGCUUGACUGAUCUGGGUCUCUGGCUCAAGCAGUUCAAAUCAUGUGAAUGGAUAAGCAUGCAGUUAUAGACAAACAUACAGCAUCAAAGACAUUAUUUGUGUUUCUGUGUAAAAUGCAGGGUCAUAGCUAGGCAUUCUGAGCCCUUUGACUGUAUAUUGCUCUGGGCCCUUAUAGUGGGCCCCUGCACCUGUGGGUACCUAGAAUCGACCCCACCAUUUACCCUGUUAGCUACAGCCCUUUUGAAUAUGAUACAACUUUAUAACCAUUGUAAUUAUGGCUUCAUAGCUUUGUAAAUGAUACACAAGCUUUUCAAAAUACUGUUAGAAAAAUGAUAAACAUAUCAGCUGUUUGUUUUUUGACAUACUCAUAGAUUUGCAGUCUGAUAAUUAAUUUGCUUUGUUUUCUAUAUUCACAUAAUGUUACCUGACACCUACUAGUAACUGCAUUCAUGUUAUGAAGUCUGUCUUUCUACCUAAUUGACCAAACUGAAAAAAUAAUUUCAUUGUUUUAAUCUGUUGAGAUAAAAUAAA